UAUUUGCAAAUUAUAGGACUCUGGAAUUGGUCAUGUUAAUGUGUAUGUUUGUGUCCUUUAAGGUUGAUUCGGCAACAGAAGAUAAAAUGACAGAACUCACUGAUGAAAUUUUGAGUUGUGGCUAUCAUGGACCUGUUAAUGUCGAAAAGAAAGAAGAAAUUGUUCGUGCUGUUGUUCUUCACGCCACACUUCGGUUGGUGCCUCUCCUCUCCCAGCUACGUGAUGGGCUCAACCUUUAUGGUCUUACUGAUCUACUGAAGCAGUACCAAAACAUGUGCCAAUCGCUGUUUGUCCCAGGGGUGGAAGUUAAGGCUGAUGCUGACUUUGUUUUUGCAACAUGCCAUCCUGAGUUCAGCGAGAAGGGCUCCAACAAAGAACAGGUGGAAAUGAGGAUUAUGAACCAUCUACAGGACUUCUUGCAAGCGCUGGAAUCACGUGAAGAGCCUGAGACCAGUGACCGUCCAGUCAUCCUUUCCCCAAGUUCAUUCUUGCAGUGGCUCACAGGACAAGGCCACAUUCCUGUCCUGCCAGAUGAGAAGAUGAACUUCAAAGUCUCUGUGCAGUUCAACCACUCAUGCCAUAUUCAGUAUGGCGCUCAUGAAGUUUGCUACCCAACCGUUACAGCAUGUAGUAAUACAGUCAAGCUACCUGUUCAGCAUAUGCAAACUUAUGAAGAGUUCAAGCAUGUGAUGACAAACGCGUUCCACUAUGGUCAGGCAUUUCUUCAUAUUUAGGAGCAUAAUCAGCCAGCCAGACAUCUUGAUUGUUCCAUGAAAUGUUAGUAAAACAAAGAAAUCGACAUGUGUUGCUUGAUGUUUUUUUUAAUUAUUGUUUUACAGUUUAAGCAUUCUGUUUAUUGCCAUUGAAAUUAUUAUAAAAAAAAAAGUUUUUGUCAAUAUAGUCCUUGCUGAUCUCAUUCCCUCCUCCAUUUGACUGUGUCAGCUUGUGAGUAUCUAUUUGGGUUCAUGAGUGUAACAGAAAGUAAGAAAAAGAAAAUUACCAUUAAAACAAGGAGAGGUUCUUAUUCUUCUUAGAAAAAGGGAUUAUUUAAAAGAAAAACUAUCACUAGCAGUUUGUAAAAUAACAUGUUCUUAUAAUUUUACUCUGAUGGGCCAAGCUGCAACUUUCAUGGAUGGUGAUGUAGGUGAAGAGCAUGUGAGAGUGUGGUCAGGUAAAUGUCUCUUCCAAAACUACAUGAAGGCACAAGAGGAUCUAUGGAAAGGCGUAGAGAUUCAAUAUCUUCAGCAUUCAGUGGACAUUCCAUUUCUGGCAC
Haplochromis burtoni (Burton's mouthbrooder) is the source of this 1273-nucleotide messenger RNA. RefSeq lists its product as uncharacterized. Gene Ontology annotation, molecular function: ubiquitin-protein transferase activity. The record is from RefSeq and is a predicted model, not a curated record. The transcript is spliced from 4 exons. Lineage: Eukaryota; Metazoa; Chordata; Actinopteri; Cichliformes; Cichlidae. The coding region runs from base 33 to 734 and encodes 233 amino acids.